Molecule: messenger RNA, 468 nt
Organism: Protopolystoma xenopodis
Lineage: Eukaryota; Metazoa; Platyhelminthes; Monogenea; Polystomatidea; Polystomatidae
Source: the annotation of a GenBank genome assembly
AUGGACAAACUUUCAAUUUCUUCGCUGAGAGAACUUGAAGAUUUGAUUAUUGAUUUGAUGUAUCUAGAGGCGAUCACGGGCAAACUUGAUCAGCAAAGGGCUCUUCUCGACGUGGACUCGGCUAUAGGUCGUGAUGUCAAACAAGAAGAGAUUACCCAUCUUCAUACAUCGCUUACUCAGUGGUGUGAAAGAGUGGAUUAUGUAUUGAACCAUCUAGCUAAUGAAAUAAAGUUAGCUCACGUCCAGCGACAAGAGGUUGAUACCCAUAAAGAGCAAUUGACUAACGAAGCUGCCGCUCUUAAGAUUGCAAUUAAGAGCCAACUCCGAAAAGCACAAAGCGACGCUUCCCGAAUGGACAUUGAUGAAUGCCUUGGUUUGCCCGAAUUGAUGCUUCCAGAUGGAGCUGUAUUUCCAACUAAGUCUGCAGGUACCCUUUUUUUAUUUGCUUCUGACAAAGAUUUUUGGUAG